CUCUCCUCUUUCGUUAUAAAAAAAUCUAAAAAAAUCUCUGUAUAUCAAUCAAAAACUUUUCUGUUUAAGUAUCUUUCAAUCAAUCAAAAAAAUAUAUGAUGGAUUUUAAAGGUAGAAACAUCAGCAACAACAGCAAAAAUAGCCCUUCAUCUUCGUCCACAACCACACAAAGUGACGAUGAAAUGAUGAGUGAUUUACGACGAGGUCCGUGGACCGUCGAAGAAGAUUUUAAGCUUAUGAAUUACAUUGCUACUAAUGGUGAAGGUCGAUGGAAUUCGCUCGCCCGCUCCGCAGACCUAAAAAGAACUGGGAAAAGCUGCAGAUUAAGAUGGCUAAACUACUUAAGACCUGAUGUUCGACGUGGAAAUAUCACACUCGAAGAACAACUUAUGAUUCUUGAGCUUCAUUCUCGAUGGGGAAAUAGAUGGUCGAAAAUCGCACAACACUUGCCAGGAAGAACGGACAAUGAAAUCAAGAACUACUGGAGAACUCGAGUUCAAAAGCACGCAAAACAGCUGAAAUGUGACGUGAACAGCAAGCAAUUUAAAGAUACUAUGAGAUAUUUAUGGAUGCCAAGAUUAAUCGAAAGAAUCCAAGCUGCCAAUACCACCGCCGCCGUACCCACCGCCGCCGCCGCAGAGGUUACCCACCACCAACACUUAAGCAAUCCGGCAGAAAUGGGCGGUGGACAAUGGGCCGCCGUGAGCAGCGGAGAGAUGAUGGGGAACAACGAGUUUGCGUAUGCAGGAAAUGUUACUCAGAGUUACAUUACACCUGAGUCAUCUAGCACAGCAGCGUCAUCGGACUCGUUUGGGACGCAGGUUAAUCAGAAUCCUAAUCCGGAUAAUUAUUUCCAAACCGGGCAAGUUUGUUAUUCCGAUUCAAUGAUUAGUCCUUCCGGUUAUUUCAACCCAGGGUUUGAGUUUCUAGCUGCUGAUCAGCCGAACAAUAUGAACCAAUCAUGGUUGGACGGUGGGGACACAACGGACAAUUUGUGGAAUGUUGAGGAUAUUUGGUUCAACAAUAUGUGAAAAAAAAAAACAUUUGGCCUACUUAAAAAAAUAAAUAGGUGAAUUAUGAAUUUUAAAUUAAGAAUAAUUCAUAUAGUUAAUUACAUGUAGAAAUAGAAUUUGUGAUUGCCAAACAGGUCUAAUUGUGGAUUACUUUAUUUUAAUUUGUUUUUUGUUUUUUUUUUAAUUUUAGAUUUGAGAGAAGGGGGGAAAUUGUAAUUUUUAUUUUUGAAAAAUACAAUUCUUUAAUAUUGACACUGUUUAAUGUUUUAUUUUAA
Molecule: messenger RNA, 1288 nt
Organism: Mercurialis annua (annual mercury)
Lineage: Eukaryota; Viridiplantae; Streptophyta; Magnoliopsida; Malpighiales; Euphorbiaceae
Product: transcription factor MYB108
Exons: 3
Coding region: 96-1031 (311 amino acids)
Biological process (GO): regulation of DNA-templated transcription
Cellular component (GO): nucleus
Molecular function (GO): DNA-binding transcription factor activity; sequence-specific DNA binding
Source: RefSeq, a predicted model, not a curated record